Paraglomus brasilianum is the source of this 2763-nucleotide messenger RNA. NCBI's taxonomy places the organism in Eukaryota, Fungi, Glomeromycota, Glomeromycetes, Paraglomerales, Paraglomeraceae. The record is from the annotation of a GenBank genome assembly.
AUGGCACGUGCAGACUCGGGCUACGUGAGCAGCCACGGUUCGAUAUAUAGUCAAAAAUCAUCCCAAGCUAUUAGAGACAGUUAUGAUACCAUUGAGGUGGAACACAAGGAAAGAAGGUCGCAUAGCGCAAACCAGAACGUUAAAAAUGAUCAUGUUAAAGAAUUAUUUCUUCAACAUGACGAUGAGCGCAAGAAAAUCAACUAUGGUGAUGCUUACUUUUACAGCAGUCCCACUGAUAUCACUUACACCAGUGACCAAUUCGCAACAGCACCAAAUUAUUAUGCAUCAAACCAAUACAGUCCUUCCCUACAACAACCCAUGCCUGUCCCAGCCCUGCCUUUCUCGCCAAAGUCACCACAUGCUCACCACCAUCCUGACCGCCAACCUCGGCUAAAUCCGUCCCAAAUCGAAAACAGGGCCCGAUCUCUCUCAGACUCGCGGGAAUACUACAAGCCCUCGUUGUCAGGGACGAAUGGGAUGAUCGGGAAAGAAGAGCAAUUAGGGAGAAAUUAUAAUGAAAGCAGCAUCGAGCAGAUCAUGCCGAGAAAUCAUGUCGUUACCAUGGGUAACCCAUCUAGGAAAUUUUCCUCAACUAAGAGUGAGGGUGACAGAAGCAGGAGCAAUAGCCUUCACGAGAAUGUUUGGAAUCAAGAUGAUGAUGAUUCCGACAGCGAUGAAGGCAUUUCGAUGGAUGUAUAUUCUGGUAUUGUUGACGGCGGUGAGAUUGAUGGUUCAUCUAGUGAAGGGGAUGAGUCAUUUGAAGGGAAUGAGUCAUUUGAAGGGAAUGAGUCAUUUGAAGGGAAUGAGUCAUUUGAAGUAAAUGUAGAUAAAGCAUUUGACACAAGAGACGGAGGAUAUGCCUCACAGCUCCAACUCCAUCCCCAACCAAGCCAAUCUUCACAAUAUAUGCCCAUGUCUACGGAUCAACAGGGAUACCAGAACCAAGGACGCGCCUAUUUAGAUCGUCCGUUGCCACAGAAUCCGCGCCAAGAUUACCAACAACAAAUUCAGGAUCGUCCAUUGCCACAAUAUCCACGUCAAGGCUCCCAUCAACCACAAAAUCGUCCGAAUUUAGAUCGUCCGUUGCCACAGAAUCCGCGUCAAGGCUCCCUUUCAUUACAAAAUCGUCCAUUACCACAAUAUCCACGCCAAGGCUCUCCUCAACCACAAAAUUUGGAUCGUCCGUUGCCACAAAAUCCACGUCAAGGCUCCCCCCAACCGCAAAUUCGUCCAAACUUGGAUCGUCCGUUGCCACAAAAUCCACGUCAAGGCUCUCCCCAACCACAAAACCGUCCGAAUUUGGAUCGUCCGUUGCCACAGAAUCCGCGUCAAGAACGCCAAUUACCGAAUUUGGAUCGUUCGCUGCCACAGAAUCCGCGACCUCAACUGCAGACACGUUCGCAUUUGGAUCGUCCAUUACCGCAGGAUUCACGCCAGGACUUUCAAACCCACCAGAAUUUGGAUCGUCCAUUACCACAGAAUCCACGUCAAGACUCCCAACUACGAAAUCGUCCCAAUUUGGAUCGCCCGUUACCACAGAAUCCACGUCAAGGUUCGGUCGGCGAACAGCAACUUGGACGUGAAUUACCGCAGUUGCCCAAUGGCAUGGAUCAGCAGCAAUCUUCGCAGGUGGUAGCAGCUGGACAGAAUGAGAAGCAGAAUUCAGACUCGGCAUCAAGAAUGAAAAAGCGCGAAUUAGCAGUCAAAGAAAUAAUCACAUCCGAACGCUCUUACGUUGAGGGACUGCGAAAAUGCGUAUCUUUCUUUUUGAAUCCUCUUAGAGAGAAUUGCCAAAAGUCAACUACAAAGAAUGGGCUUUUGCCAACUGCAAAGAAUGGGCUUUUGCCAACAAAGCGUGCAGCUUCGAUGGAGGAUAUUAACAUGAUAUUUGGGAAUAUCGAGCAAUUGUUAACUUUGCAUGAGCAACUGUUGAAGAGCUUGGAGGAGAGGUACCAGAAAUGGAGUUCAAAUGAAUUCAUCAGUGAUAUAUUCAUCCAUACUGCACCGUACUUGAAAAUGUACACAACUUAUCUAAAGAAUUUCCCUCAAGCCGUUGGCACGAUCGAACGCCUAAAGAAGGAAGCACAAGGAUUUAAGAAGCUCAUGGCGCAUUGCAUGGAGCGACCCGAACUUGGGGGGCUACCUAUGAAUUCCUUUUUGACACUACCCAUUCAGCGGAUUCCUCGGUAUAAGAUGUUGUUAGAAGCUGUGCUAAAAUACACAGAUGAAUCUCAUCCUGACCAUGAGAAUCUACAAAAAUGUGUACAGCAGAUAUCAGUCAUUGCAGACGAAGUUAAUGAAAAAAUAAGAGAUGCCGAGAACCAACAAAAAAUAGUAGAAAUUCAAGGCCUUCCAGAUGACAUAGUCAAACCAGCACGCAGAUUUAUCCACAAGGGUGAUCUGCACUCUGCCACUCCAUCCAAAGGGUCCGAUCUUCGCACGUAUUUUCUCUUCAACGACAUUUUACUCUUCUGUUUGAACCAUCACGGGAAACACAUUUUCGAGACACAGAUUGACCUUGCAUCUGCUAGUAUUCGUGAUAUUGAAGAUGGGUUAUAUUCACACCCGUAUUGCUUCCAGAUAGUGACUAACAGGGGGGACUAUAUGUUGAGGGCUGCGACUUAUGAGGAGAAACGUGAUUGUAUUGAUAGGUUUGAUGCUACAAUUUGGAAAUUGCAGAACGGUGCUAGAGCGACUUAUGGUGCCGAUGGAAAGCGCUUAAUUCCAAUCAAACUACCUGCAAUUCCACCGCCUUCCUCUUAG